This is a messenger RNA of Nothobranchius furzeri (turquoise killifish), 5874 nucleotides long. RefSeq names its product vascular endothelial growth factor Ba (gene vegfba). Gene Ontology annotation, biological process: induction of positive chemotaxis; positive regulation of angiogenesis; vascular endothelial growth factor signaling pathway. Gene Ontology annotation, molecular function: vascular endothelial growth factor receptor binding; chemoattractant activity; growth factor activity. Lineage: Eukaryota; Metazoa; Chordata; Actinopteri; Cyprinodontiformes; Nothobranchiidae. Gene Ontology annotation, cellular component: membrane. The record is from RefSeq and is a predicted model, not a curated record.
ACACCACAUGCGUCUCAAAGGCAAAAGAAAGGAGAAAACCCACCUUAAUAACUCUUCCCCUGUGUGUGUGCGUGUGUGUGUGUGUGUGUGUGUGUGCGACAAAGUGUAAGAGAGUGUGUGUGUGGACUUAACCUGCUGCUGUGCUGGCUCUGCUGCAGCUGCAUGUCAGAGGAGGAUUCAAGGUUUAUUUAUAAGGAGGUGGGAAAAAGCGGGGAGAUGCGCCUGGAGGCAACGUCACAUUUUCGUGUGGAGCGACAGUGUGGUGAAAGCGUGACCGAGCCGGGAAGAGGAAUAUGCGGCACUGCCCCUCCGUACAACGCGCUAAACCUGCGGAUCUUUACCGGAUAGACGUCCUGUAGCUGGAUGAUCUGACGCGUUUUUAUUAGACACGCACGAUUUUACGACCGCACCACGUUUCAGCGGGAAUCUGGAUAAUCCUUCCGUCACGCCACGCCGCCCGGAACCCCAUUACCAUCAGCGGAUCAGGACCAAAAGACUUUUCUGAAUUUCAAUCUUUUUUAAAAGAGCAACGCUUUUUAAUUCAAAGUUCAUUUCCAAGAGAACGGGCCUGGGUUUGUUGCUCUGGUGCCAAGGUUAUUCCUAAAAAUCAGUCCACAAAGACACAUCCCCAGUGUUUUCUGUGGUAAACUUGCUGUGCGCAGUGAUUCAGACUGGUCCUGGGCAUGUUUGUACUCUAAAUAAGGCUCAAAUGCAAGAAAGCAAAGUUAAUAUUCCAACACUGAUGAUGCCCCCCUGGGAGCGCUUUCAGGGAAGGGAGACUGGAGAAUGAAAGCGGCUUUACUGCGUCUCUAGUCGGACAGGGGAAGGAACCUCUUCUAAGGAUAGCCUUAAAAAAACACUUUUUAUUGUUUUUGCGUGCGCCUCUGGACUCUUGCACGAUGGGGAUUAUGCUUCAAGUUAUUCUAGGAAUGUUUCAGUUCCUGCUGCUCACCAGAAUCCCGACCUUCCAUGCCAAGCUUGCUCACUGGCUGCCUGCAGACUCCCCCAAAUCCAGAGAAGGUAGAGAAGUUCGACGUUGGUUGGAGGUGUACUCGCGCAGCGCCUGCGAGCCUCGGGACACUCUGAUAGAGGUGUGGAGGGAGCUUCCAGGAGAGACCCACCACCUCUUCGUACCGUCCUGUGUGUCAGUGAAGCGAUGUGGAGGCUGCUGUGCAGAUGAGGCCUUGGAGUGUGUGCCAUUGCUCACACACACACUCACUAUGGAGCUGAUGAGAACGUCCUUCAUGAAACACGAGCUCAUUGAGCUGUCCUUCAUAGAGCACAGCCAGUGCGAGUGCAGAUUAAAAGAGCUACUCCAGCCAACACCUACAAGGCCCUACCUAAAGCCAGCGAGAAAGGAGAAGAAAAAGCAGGGCAGGAAGCACAGACAGAGGAAAACUGUAACAGUCAGACCCCCAACCUAUGCUCCUCUGACUUCUCCCUCUUCCCCUCCACUGACCCCUCCCACCACCCUCCCUCCCUCACCGUCAUCCCCACUGCCUCCCACCACCCUUCCUCCCCCGCUCCCACCCUCAACAACUCCUCCUUGCCACCCCUGCAAAGGAAGGAACUGGGUCCUGGAUGUGACGCUGUGUCAGUGCAGGUGCACCCUCAGAGCUGGGAGCUGCAGCCGGAAAGGCCGGAGUCUCAACCCUCGCCGCUGCAAAUGUGAAGCGACGAGGACUUGAAGUGUCCCACCGCUUUCCUCCAACACCACCGAUCCCGUCUCAGACCAUCUUCCACUCUCAGCAUCAAUGCCGUGGACAGCGUAGGUGCUCCUGAACACCCAGCAUCUCAAACUGAAGAAUGUAUCAGUACAAGCACACACUAGAUCCUGCACUAGUGCAUCAUCAACACCCUAAAUGUGCUGUAGUUCUGCAUGUGUGCGAGCAUAUUUCCCCCCUUGCUUCUGUGGCAAAGCUUUCAUGUACACGCGUGUCACACGAGUGGAGUAAGAAGGUGCCAGAAAAACACCAACUUGUGAACGACUUCUGCAGGUGAGCAUACUCUGCUGUGAUGUUGUGGAGACUGGACUGCAAGGCAUAUCGCUAUAACUGCCACUAAACAGCAGAGGGGACCAAGAGGAACUGGAUUUGGUGGAAUCUCUGACCAUGUCUCUCAAGGAAACUGCAAACUGAGACAAAUACCAUGUUUAAGUCGAGGCCGGAGGAUUUGAGAAGCAGCAGCCAAGUGUUAGUGGUGGACAUUCAUACCCUGGAAUACACCAGAGGGAUUUUGGACGAGCACAUGAGCUGGCACCCUGGUGUCUGUGGACCUAUGAGCUGGGGUGGAUGGUAUCUGUGUGGUCUCCCCGCUGAAAGACGCAGAUGGGUUAUCCCCACACCCGUUCACUCUCAUUCAAAGCGUAUGACUACGGGCUGGCGCUCCAAGCCGCUUUCCGGCAUUUGUUUAAUUUGAGCCUUUUGUGUCCGUCUCUCCUCAGCUCCUCGAUUGAAAGAAGCCGCUUCGCCUCGCUUUUCCUCUCUUUGCCUCUCUUUUGGGCAGUGAGGAGAAUGACAAUAAUGAGGCCUGGCGGCUCUCCACCGCUUCACACACACAAACAUUCACACUUAUAAUACCAGGAACACAGACGGCACUAUAAAUGCAGAAACACUCACCCUGCUGAAGCACACACACACACACACACACACACACACACACACACACACACACACACACACACACACACAUGCAAUGUGAAAUGAAUGCAGGUAGCCAUAUGCUUUUGUUUGUACAAUAUAAGCCAGUUCUUUAUUUGCAACUUAAAGCAAAGUCUGCAUAGAGUAUUUUAUAACAUGUCACUUUUAUACUUUAUUAUAAAUCUGUGGAGCUGACUGGAGAGAUAUAGCAGAGUAUGUAUUGCAGAAUGUGUCCUUUUUAUGUUUGUGUUCAUUUUUCAUCCUUCCACGUAACGAGUCACGCUGGGUGGCCCGCCCUACCGAUACCCAAAUGUAUUGAAUUCAAACAGUGAGGGCUCACGCCGGCCACAAACGGGAGACUCUAAACACUACAAGGUGCAACUCAAACAAUCAGUGGGGAGGUGUUGUGUGCAGCGCACAGAAACCAAGCAAACAGCCAUGUUUGGACGCAGCGAAAGGAAAACCUAGCUGUUGUUGCAUGUUUGAGCCCGGAUGGAGCGAGAAAUAUUCAUUUGGAGCACAGCCUGUUAAUAGUCUGAGGAAAUCUGACAAGGUUCUUUUUUCCCCUGCUUUGUGACGGCUUGGCUGCCGUUUGAGGAGCGUGGACUUGAAAUGUAACUGCCUCAGAGAGGUUUGCUUCCUGGGCAGCUUGUCAGUCGGUGUGAGGAGCUGAAGAGGCAGGUCAGGGAGUUUAAACCCAGUUGUUUACACCUGUUCAGAGCCUGCCUGCUCUGCCAAAUUUGACUGAGAACCUUUUCUCCGUGACAUAUUAGGGUUGGGAUUGGAAAAUGAGAAACAAUAGCUCGGAAACGCUCUCUCCCCCACACGGGGUUCAUACCAACCAAUAUCACGCUGCCUCCAGUGUGAAUUAUUUAUGUCAGCCCUGAAGCAACAGAACUUUGUUCAGUGGCUGCUGAGAUAAGCUUAGUAUUUAUGCUCUCCUGAGAUUGGAUUUUAUUUUCUCUGAUGCUUAUUGUUCAGUGUUUAUUGCUGCCAAUCAAUGCUUCAAUCACUACCUCUAUUUAUAUAUAUAUAUAUAUAUAACAUAUUAAUGACAAAGUAUUAGAGCAUUAUUGUUAGUUUCUCUGUGUUAGAUCAGACUAUAACGAUACUGGCACCGUCGGUGGUUAGGAGACGGAACGUCAAGGACUUUUUAUGGCAGGAGAGCUGAACUGGUCCUCCAAACACAGACCAGACACUGUGAGACGAUGGAGGAAAGGGAAGCAGAUUCCCAAAUUGAUAUUGACCAACUUUGGCUUUGGCUUUAUAGGAAUAAUUUGGGGGAAAUAUACCUUUGUGUUCUGUGACACGAUGAAUCGUCUUUUGUUUGGUAAAAGAUCAACGUUGCUUUUGGAAAGACCUCGUUAGAUGGUUUUCAAACUGAAUUUUCAAAAUGCUUUAACCCCUUGGCACCAUUAAAAUACUAUUUACUAAUUCCACUUGAAAAAUUCCUAGAUUAUUGUCAGCGACACCUUCAGGAACACAAAGCCAAAGUGAUUGACCCCUUGGCUCCAUAGAAGGGAAACACUUGGAACCGUCCUCAUCAGUGAGAUUUGCUCCAUGGGCGUAAAUAACAACCUCCUAAUGAGUCUACUCCGUUUGGUGCAAAAGAAUUUUUUUUUUUCAUCUUCUCUUCCAUUGAACAUGCCAGCCUAAGCAACCUCUUUUUUUUCUCCGCAAGUUGAGUUUUAAUAACAGAUGGUCCUGUUGCACAGACCUCCAAGGUGGAGAGGUUAAAGGUCCUCUGUGGGCAGAUUAUGUUACUGUUGGGUAGAGCCGGGCCCGUUUAGUCCUGUUUCCUUUCUUCUCACUUAGACUGAGCCACCCAGCUGAGAGCGAAACCACAUAGAUCCAGGAUGUACAUGAAUUAUGGCAUCAAUUAUCUCAUCUAGGGGAAACCUGUAAUUCCCAAUUUUUCACAACUAUUCCUGGUUGUAUUUGCUUAUUUCCAGGCAUUCCUGUUUGAGUGUUCAUCAUUUGAAUCAACUGAAUAUUACUUUGUUUUUAUUAUGAAUAGGGAAUAAAAAACUUUUAUUAAAAAAAAAAGCAAACAAGUAUUUUGGGAAACUCAAGACCCCUUGAGCAUCACUGCAAAAACAGAUUUCUAAGAAAGUUUUUAAAAAGCCUGAUUUUUAGACAUUUUAUCUUAUUUUAAUCUAAAAAAUGCAUUUAUUCUCUAGAAAACAAAACAUUACUUAGAAUUUGGUAAAUAAUCUUAAAUAUGAUCCAUAUUUUCUUGUUUUGAAUUGUAAAAAAUCUGCCAUUGAGGUAUUCAAAAGCUGUUUGGCUAGAAAUCUUAAUAAACCUAAAUUUUGAUUACUUUGCUAGUUGUAAGAUUUCUAACCAAGCAGCUUUUUCGUACCCUGUUGGCAGAUCUUUAAACUCAGAACAAGAAGAUAUGGAUCAUAUUUAAUAUUAUUUACCUUAUUUAAGUAGCUAAUGCUAUUUUUUCUAUAGGAUAAUUUAUUUUCUUUUUAGACAAAAAAUAAGAUAAACUGUCUAAAAAUGUAGAUGUUUUUUGUUUUUACCUUUUUAGAAAAUACUUUUUGCUGUGUACAAAUUGUGUUUGAGACUGCAGAGCGCAUUUUGUAGAUGAGUCCACUGAAAACCAGAUGUCUAUCGAGGACAGAGCGACAUGUUUCCCCUCAGACAACUUCAAGAUAUGUUUUCUUCACCUUCUGUUCCUUUUGACCUCAUUGUCCCCUCAUUCCGCUGAGAUGUUGCUGUUCUCUGUCCUGUCUCCUCAGCAUCCCAACCCCUGAAGAUUAAAGGUUAAUGCCUUGUUCAGAUGUUGUGUGAGCAUCAAACAUCGGUGUGCUUUGUAUCUGCAAAGUCUGCAUUGUCCUGUAAAGGUAGCCCCAGUGUCUAAAUAUCUCUCCCCUUAUUGAACUAUAUAGCAUCUAAUAAUCUGCCCUAUCCAUACUGUGUAUGAUGUACUUUAGAAGUGUGUUUGUAAUUUCAUUUUAGCCAUUCAUCGCCAUGAAUCUCUGCAACUACUACUGUAGCCUAUGUGGAAGAAAAAUACUACACUCUUUUUUUGCUGCUACACCAUUUGUGCCCUUUUAUGACGUCUUUGUAGAAAAUAAUGCAGGUUUAUGUUCUAUUAGCUUAAGAAAAUGGAUUCAAUGUCCUCAUAAAAGUGUACUCUGCAUCCUCGAAUAUAUUCAGAUCUAUACCAGAAUACAAUCAUGAUGUUACAGAUAUUAUUAAAGGAAAUGUCUUAUUUUUCAUAUAA